Coregonus sp. 'balchen' is the source of this 4353-nucleotide messenger RNA. Lineage: Eukaryota; Metazoa; Chordata; Actinopteri; Salmoniformes; Salmonidae. The record is from the annotation of a GenBank genome assembly.
GACCUUUCGGAGGGGAGUAGAACCACAUCAGUCCAUGCUGGGGAAACCUGGGCUCCAUCCACGCCAGAGGACUGUCAGCUUCUCUUUUAAUGCAUGUCUUGUCUCCAGAGGUUUACUAGAGGGAUUGAGCAGGGCUAGACGAGAAGAGACACAUCAUCUAUCUUCUCCAAUGCUUCUGACAGAGGAGUCUGGUCUUCUCCAUGUUCAUAGGUGAGCCAGAUGACCCUCCUCGUGCCAACCCACAUUCAGUGCAAAACCAAGGUAAGAGACACAGUUACUUCUGCAUGACUUUGUUCCAUGUUACUAUGCUCUUGUGAAGGAAAUCUGUUGACAAAACUGCCUUUGACGUUACUGUAUUCUCUUUGAUUCAUCUACAGUUGCUGCAUUCCCCCUGUGGUAUGACUGAUUUGAUAUUAGAAUAGAACAAAUUAUAUGACUUAUGUCCCUCAUUUGUAAAUGUGAAUGUUGUUUUUUUUGUAGUAGUAGUUUGGCUUUUCAGACUUUACACUUUCAGGUUUGAAAUGAACAUAUGUAACUACUACAGUACAUUAUAGUCAGAUGAUGUGAAGUUAACUGUCCAUACCGUUUUUGAACUUUUUUGGGUAAUCUUUAUGAAAGCUAAUUGGUGGUUAUAUUAGAUUAUUUAAAAUGUAUGAUAAUCAUUAAUAAUGUUAUUGACCUAAGCCAGAGGUCAACAAUUGAGUGUUCAGAGAAUGUUCCAAAACAUGUUUAUUUUCAGUAGUUUUCUAACAUUAGCAAUUUAGGUUUAUUUUUAAUGUAGAUAACAAAUAGAACAACUAGAAAAUGAAAUGGAUGUUAUAUGUCGUAGAGCUCCGCCCUCUACUCAUAUAACUGGAGUUACAAUUCCCAGUAACUAUCGUCCCCUCUGCUUGACUCAUUAUAUUAAUCUGGACUUCUGUUUAUAAUAACUCAUAUUCUAAUGUAGUGGAUUUGUGGCAUCAACAAUAAUUGUUACAAACUAAAUAGAAAUAUCAUUAAUACCUGAAAGUGUUUGAAUGAGGAGAGAGGAGAUACAGAAAAAAUAUAUACAAAAUAAAAUUGGACCCAGGUUUUUGUUUCCCCAUUGUUUGAGAUGUGCCUUCAGUUGAGGGGAAUUCUGUGUCUCAUUCAAGCACUGCAAAGGGAAGGAAUCACUGCUGCUAUCUUGCUUUCCAAACCAAGGUGCAUGUAUUGAGGAGCAAACUGAAGGAGAGAAGAGAUUCAGCAACACUUGGAGGACAAUGGAAAUUAAAAAUUAAUUAAAAAAAAAAAAAAAAAAAAAAAAAAAAAAAAAUUAUAGAACAAACGUGUUUUGGAUUUUGGCCUUCAUCAGGUUUUUUUUUAUCAAGGCCAGGAGAUGGGAAGAUGCAGAAACAAAGAGAAAAUGAUCUGUGGGGAUUCUAAUGGGAUUCUAAGAACAGUGCAGUAAAUUAUAAGUGCUACUCAAGAAUCCAAUGUGCAACAAACCACAAAAUAUGGUUUCAAUACUAAAGAUACAUAGCGACAAAGUCCAUUGAGAAAUAGGAAAUAUUAUGUUUUAUAUAUUCUAUAGAACUCUAUAGUCUAAAUAUAGUCUAUAUAAAAUAAAUAUAUCACCACAUUUUGUACACCUUUAUUUUUCUGUUCAUGAAGCUGAUACGUUUCACCAUUGGUUUCAGAUCUUCAUCAGAGCAAAAAUAAACCAUGGUAUCCUUCCCUUUCAGGUAAAGUGUCUGUGUGUGAUGGUGUUCUUGAGUCUCCCCUUGACCAUGGGAGACCCUGGUCCGUGCAGACACUCCAUCACCAGAGAUCACCUGCUGACCAUACGACGCCUGGUGAGUAGUACAGCUAUACUGAACAAUGGGAACUAAAUGAUAAAAUAUUUGUUUUAAAACAUGAAAAAAUGUAAGUUGUAUAAAACUCUUAUAAUAUGAAGACAAUAUAUACAUAACCAAGAGUGAUUUAUGAAAUACAUGUUUAAUCACAGUGGCUCACUGUGGAGAGCAGGGCUGUGCACAGACCUUUGGAGGGGCAGGUGCUCAAAGUGAAAAAAACACCACCAAGCUGAAAGGGCACUUUUCUCAUAGGAGGGCAAAAGGGCAGGUACUCAGGAACUCUUAGACCUCUAUUUGUGCACGUGCCUGGUGGCGAGCAUAUUAAAGUGAUGGGCAAAUAAAAAUGUUCACAGUUACACUAGAACCAUUAGACAUUGAUGAUUGGGGUCAUUGAAUGUCCAGCAAAUUUCUCUCAUGAACACAAGAUAUGAGAAGUUAAUAUCUAUGUUGUUAAUUUAAUGACUCCUGACAUGUAUUUUGGUUUCUGCAUUUAUUUCUGUUUUACAUAGAUAGAUAACCAGUUGCAGAGUGGAUGCUCAAUAACCUACACAUUUAUUGAGCAGAGAAGUUUGGUAAGGUAAUUUUUAUGCAUAAAAUGCAUGUGCAGUUAAAACUUGGGAGAUCACAGGCAAAUUCACAAAGAACAUUAGGUUAUGCUUUUAGUUCACCAUUUCUUUUGUUGAUUUUGGUACUAUUUUUGAAAUUAUUUUUUACAAAUGAUGUGUUCUUUUUUUAGGAGAGUGACAGAAAGUAUCCACUGUACACCACAUUAUUUAUUUCAGCUAAAAAAAAGGACUGUAAAAAUAAGCAUAACCUAUUAUCAUUAUGGCUAACCAAGAACAAGUCACUGACAUACUUUGUAUCAUAACUGUCAUGAAUUUGGACUGUUCUUCUUCUAUUCUCUGGCAGAAUAAAUGUUGCUAUGUGAAAGCUGCCCUGCCCUGGAUCUUGGAACUCCUAACUGGACACUUCAGAUACACCCGGGGAUCAGACAACCACAGCUACGUGUUGUCGCUGACCGGUCUCAUCCACAACAUUUACUCCCAGAGAUGUGUACCACAGAUCAAUGAGGAGCUGGAGGUGAGGGAGGUUUGAUGCUCAAGAGCUCGCUCAUUAAUAAAUAACAGCAUUAGUUGGGUGUUUUAAAGAGGAUUCAAGGAGCUCAAUACUAAGCUCAUAAAACUCUUGAAUAAUUGUAUUGAUAGGACAUGCAUCCCAUGUGAAUUUUACCAAUAUUAUUUUCUGACCCUAUUGACUAGGAUGACCCAGUGAGCUUUGGGAUGUCAUUCAGCAGUUCCCCAUCCGAGGCCCUGGGAAGGGUACAGGAUGUCAUGUCUGUGUACUGGGAGCUGGUGACCACCAUGGACUCACCAGUAGACUGGAGCUGUGAGAGGGAGUACACAGACACCGCAGAGCCCCCCACAGCCCUCUCUACAGCACUCUCUCUGACUACAGGUGGGCAACUUCCUCAAGGUUCGGAGAGGUUCCCUGGUGAAGGCAUAAAACAGGGAAUUACAUUAUUACCGAAUAUAAUAAUACAGUGUGGCAAUUUAGCAAAGUAGCUUACAAAAUCAGACCCACUAUCAUCUGGUGUUGCAUGUAUCAACUUGCUGAGCUAUCUGAUUAUCUUAACCUCACUUGUCCAUAUUAUAACCUGGCUGUUUAGACCUGUCUCGUUGUCCACAGUCAGCACCUUUUGGGACUCAGAGAAAGCCCCUCAGACUGGUCUAGAUGGAGACCAAGAUGGAGACCUGUACAAGUUUGGUUUCAUGGUCAUAGCUCCAUCAGUCUGUGGAGGAUUGCUGUUCAUAUUCACUCUAUAUUGCCUCAUCACACACAAGGUAAUAAUGCACACUAAAAAGGUUUGAGUUACUAAACAGCACUAAAGACCCCCAAUGCCUUUAAAUUCAGUAUCACCAGUAAAAAUUAAGAAAAAGGGGAAACAUUUUUAAAAAAUGCUAUUUACAUGUUUGUUUGUUUGUGUGAUUUUGUUCCACCACAGAUGUCCUACAAUACUGAUCAUCACACAUCACUAGUGUACCAAAACUCAAGGUAAAGUAUCACACAGUAUCUAGAAUAAUCUAACCAACGCAACAUGAUGACAACCCAAAAAUAUAUGUAGGUUCUAAUUCAAAGUUGUACUUAUAGUUUGCAAACAGAUAUUCAGGACAUAGAGAUGCAGGUGCAAUAAAGUGAGUAUUAUUUUCAGUCUAUUUAUCAUAUGUCAGUCUCUCCAUGUAUUUGCUGUAGCUACAUAUUCUGAAUACUCCUCCUUUCUGCACAAAGGCCAUAAAAGACAGAUUGCUGCAGAUGGAGGAGCAUAUCCAAAGGGGAGGAUAUACCAUCAAGCUCUCAUCUCUAAUACACAAUGAACAAUGGUGGUUUAUAUAUUAUAUAUUUGUUUGAUAUAACAUCCUAUGGACAUUUCCAGCCUUUUUCUGGCCUACAGGCACUAUCAAUGGAUUUGAAUGGACCUUAUCUUUUUGAGAAUGCUAUUCAAAGAGGGGAUAUUUUUAUAAUCUAUGUUGUAUAUUGUGUG